AGGGCAGCUGCUCAAGUCCCUUGCAGUCCUCUUGCUGUUUGCUGUUUGCUGUUUGCGGGAUGGACAUCGGGGGCAAUAUCUGGAGUGGGGAGCUUCUGCACAUGGGUGGUCCGCCCUUCCAUGUCCAACAUGAGAAUGAUGGGCAUGAUGGCGGACAUGACGAGAGGUGGAAGCAUCCCGAAGACUCGGGCAGAUACCAAUGCCUGGUUUGCCACAGCGUGUGUCGGGAUGCGCUGGCUACGGCCUGCUGUGGCGAGCUACUGUGCCAAGGUUGCUGGAACAAGUGCCAGCAGCGCGAGGACAAGUGUCCACAUUGCCGGCGAGGCACGGCGAGAGCUGACGCAGCGCACAAGGAGACCGCAAGGAGAUCAUGAACCUGCAGAUCGAUUGUCCGAGCGGGUGUGGCAUGUCCUUUAGCCUCCGAGCGAAGGAGAGCCACGUGCGCGAGGUUUGCUCGCUGCGUAUGGUGCAAUGUGAGGCGUGCUGGAUGGAGGUGCGAGCCAACUUUCUGGAGGAGCACCAGCUUUGCGAGUGUGAGGUCAAUUUCUGUCAGUGCAAGAUCUGUUUCGAGAAAGUGCGCAAAGACGGCAUGGAGGCGCAUUUGGAGUCCAACGUCGGGAAGCAUCUGGCUGCCAUUGUGCCUUUGACCGAGGAGGUGGGCCGACUGCAAAAGAAGGUGGUCCAGCUGCAGGAGCGUGUCCGAAGGCUGGAGGGCGGCUACGACUGCGACUCCGAGCUGUCGGAUUGUUCCGACUGCGCCAAAGGCAAAGGUGUGAAGGGCAAAGCCUCGCCCUUCCCAAAGGGCGAGUUGCACAAAGGAAAGCACGGAAAGGCCGGGAGAGGCUUUGCUCCAGGUCCACUGGUCUACCAUCCUGCCAGCGCAAAGGGCUGGCCCUGCUUUGAUCCUCUCUGGAAUGACCCCUGGCAGUUGAAGGGCAAAGGACCUCUGGGAAAAGGACUGGAAGGCAAAGGACCGGAGCAGCUGUGGAGGUACGACCCCAGUGACGACCCCUGGUUGCCAGCCGACAGGCCCUUCGAUUGAACCUCGUUGAUCUGAGAAAGCUGCGAGCGGCACAUCUGGGCUGUUCAAAGGCAAUCCCUGGACUCCUUCCCAUCCGUCUGUUGAAGGGAUUUGGGAAACCCCGUUGCGAUCCGUUCGAACGGAUUUGGUAUUCGUUGCGAUGGAGGUUUGCCACGGAUUUG
Molecule: messenger RNA, 1203 nt
Organism: Effrenium voratum
Lineage: Eukaryota; Dinophyceae; Suessiales; Symbiodiniaceae
Source: the annotation of a GenBank genome assembly